Molecule: messenger RNA, 2323 nt
Organism: Paramecium sonneborni
Lineage: Eukaryota; Ciliophora; Oligohymenophorea; Peniculida; Parameciidae
Source: the annotation of a GenBank genome assembly
UAUGCUCUGCUUCUUUCUUUUGUUAAUUGAAAUCGCUAACUGUGGAGAUAUAUAAGUUUUUAACUAAUAUGGGACCCAACUUUAAGAUAAAAUUCUAGUAUACUAAAUAUAAGUAUUAUAGAUAAUUACUAAGAAUGGAAUGAUUUACAAUUACGACUUAAAAAACUAAUAAAUUCUUUGGGUAUAAUAAUUAGAAAUAGCUCUUUAAUCUGAACAAGUUAAUAGCACUUAGUACUAUAUAUAACCUUAUAGAGAUGGUACAUAUUUACUUAUUGAUGAUUUUGUUUAUGUAAGUAAAAAACUUAACAAAUUAGGAAAUAGAACAAGAUGAUAUCAAUUUAUUAUUUAGAACUUGUAGUUUAUUUUAAAAUUCUUUAGUCUACAAUAAUAAUAUUGCAUAUUUUUUAGAUAUAGAAACAGGAAAUUUAAAAAAGUUAAAUCAAUUUGAUGUGAAGGAGCUUUUAAAAAAACCUAAAUUAUAUCAGCAAGGAGUUCUAAUUUAUAUAAAUUAGUAAUAUAUUUCUAAUCUGGAAUAAGAAUUCUCUUUAAUAUAUAAUUCUAAAAUAUACAUGAAUUUCUUACUGUAAUAUAUUCGAGGUAACUAGUAAGGAAUCGGAGUAUCAAAUAAUACUUAAAUUUGGAAGACUUAACAUGGAAUACAUGUUAAUUGGAACAACAAGACUUUCGAUUUAUAUUUAGAUAAUGAGGUUUUUCAAGUUUAUAUGUAUGAUAAUCUUGAAGGAUUAUAUUCUUUACCUUUAAAACUCAAUCUUGUAGAAUCGUAAAGUUCAGCAAUUAUAUCCAUUUCUGAUAGCAAAUUAUAAUGCGAAAAUCAAAGGCACUGCUUAAUAAACAAUAAUUAACCUUUUAAGGCUUUGGAUAUUUAUAAAUAGACUGAGCUUAAAUAGUGUCUUAAUUAAUUUUAUAAAGAAAAAUUUUCAACAUUACCAAUAGUUUAUCAAUAAAGCUAGCCUUAAAAUUUAGAAAGUUGUUUUGAAAUUUAUGAUGACAAUGAUUCUAUUACAAUGCUCUUAUUAUUAAUACUUUUAAUAGCUUUUGUUAUAUUAGUUAAACAUAAUUAUAAAAAGUAAAAGUUAACGCUUAGAAUAAGACUUCAAGAAUAAAAAAUAGAAUAAAAAUAUAUUUAAUAGAAUUAAAUUUAGUUUAAUCAAUUCGAAAUCUUAGGAUAGGGUUCUUAAGGUACAAUUGUUUAUGAAGGCAUUUUUAACAAUUAAAUUGUUGCUGUAAAAGACAUUAAUUUAUUGAAUUUAUCUUAAAGUAUGGUAGAAGGUCAAUUAGAAAGAUCAUUUAAAGAUCAAAUGUCUUUGAACUCUCAUAAAUUUUUAAAACUUUAUUUUUAUGAAAAAAGUGAAAAUCAUAUCUAUUUAGCCAUGGAAAAAGGCUUGAUAAAUUUAAAAGAAUUUGUUAAAUUUGAAUAGCAAAAUAAACUAAAUAAUAUGCUAAAAGAUAAAAUUAAGUAAAAACUUGAAGAUCCUGAAUUUUAUAAGGAAUGCCUUUAUAGUCUAUUAAUCGGGCUUGCAGAGCUUGAAAAGAAAUAAAUUAAACAUCAUGGAUUAGAUUAUGAAAAUAUCAUAUUUAAUAAAGACAUCCAAAUUCUUUUUUCUGAUCUAGGUACUUCAUUGAGGCCGGAUUACUAUAAAUUGAAGUUAAAUUAAUCUAAUAAUAAUUUUCUUGAUUGUAAUUCUGUAAAUUAGUAAUUAGGAGUAAUAUUUUAUUACCUACUUUCAAAAGGAGAUGAUCUUAAAAAAUAUUCUGAAAUUAACUAAAAGAUGAUUGUUAAUAAAUUUAAAAAAUAUAAAAUAAAAGAAUUAGAUUUAAGAGAUUUGAUAUUGUAAUUGCUUUUUGAUAAUCCAAUUAAUAAAUAAAAAAAUCUCCUUUUACAUCCAUACUUUUGGAAUAAGGAGAAAAAACUAAAAUUUAUAUGUGAAUUUAGUGAUUAUGUCGAAACUUCACCUUAAGAAAUAGGCUAAAUAGUAAUAUAAGAAAGAUUUAUUUAAAACAAAGUUUUUCAAGAAAAUUGGGGCCUAAAAUGUGAAAUUCUUUUAAAAGAAUAAAAUCGAAGAUAUGAUUAGACCUAAGCUUUAUAAUUAAUAAGAGUAUAAAAUGAUCUUAUAACUUAUAGCUUAUUAGGAAUACAAAGAACCAUUAUCACUAAUUAACUAGUUAAUGUAAAACUUUAUUAGGAAAAUCUGAAAAAGAUUUAUAUAAAUAUUGGAAUAAAAUCUUUCCAAAUUUAUUUUUUACUAUUUAUUAACUUGCAUGCGAAAAUAAUUUAAACUUAUUAAGUUUAAAGGAAAAUUGA